CAAGCACCGUGGGGGGAAAUGCCAAGAUAUUGAAUUUAGGGUUAUAAGGUGUUUUUAUAACGCAAGUCAAGGUGGUAAGAUAUUAACUAAUGACAUUAUUUCAAAAGCAAUAAUAAUAAUAAUAAUAAUAAUAAUAAUAAUAAUAAUAAUAAUAAUAAUAAUAAUAAUAAUAAUAAUACGUUUCAUGUCUCUUGCAGCACCUGUAGUACAAGGAUUUAUGUUGAAUUGAAGAAAGGCAGACUACCAUGAAUACUUACCAGUUUGUUUUACUUUCAAUUUUCGUAUUCACACUAUGUUUCUGGUGUGGUUAUAUUGUGAAGCAAAACGAGAAGGGGUUGAUAGAACAGAUUCGGUCAACCCCAAACUUGACUGACACGGCUGUGCCUACUCCUGGUUUCAACGAGGAUGCCCUGCAGAAGAUUUCGAAGGACGACCCUAAAUGGCUGCAGUUAUAUGAGCGUGAACCAAAGCACAGACCCAACUUCACCUACUUGAUCUCGGAACAUUCCAAAUGCAGGGAUGUUAUGCCUUUUGUGGUCAUUUUCAUUGCAUCUCAUCCAAGUGAAGUCCAAGCGAGACUGGCAAUUAGAGCUUCUUGGGCUAGUAAGAAGCAAUGGUAUGGAAAAUCUGUUCUCGCCUUGUUUUUAAUAGGCAACGAAAGCAGAGAGCAAACAGGAAAAUUAUAUUUAGAACAUGAAAAAUACAGAGAUAUGAUAAUGCAAGACUUUCUAGAUACCCAUAAAAAUCUAACACAUAAAACGAGAAUGGCUUUUCAGUGGCUGCAUGAUUUCUGCCCAAAGGCUCAGUACAUUAUGAAAACUGAUUCGGAUGUAUUUGUUAAUCCUGGCAAUUUGGUCAAUUAUCUGCUCAACUUGAAGGAAGAAUCUUCACAGACAUUGUUCACAGGCUAUUGGUUGCAAGGUGCUCCCAUCAGAAACAAAAGACUUAAAUACUAUGUCUCCUCUGAAGAGUACCCUCUUGAUGUAUUUCCCCCCUAUUGCAGUGGGCUGGGUUAUGUUAUUUCAGGGAAUCUAGCCCUGCGGAUUUACAUGAUGAUGUGCCAUGUCAUGCCAUUCACGAAUGAAGAUGCCUAUGUAGGAGUUUGUUUAAGAUUAUUGGGAGGUCAGGUACAUAUGCCUGAUGACAACCUCUUCUUCAUCCAAAGAAUUGAACUUGAAGAUAAAAUUCAACAUUUGAUUGCAGCCCAUUGGGUGGAUCCUGUAGCCAUGAAACGUCAUUGGGAGACACUCCAGAAGACAUAGGAGGAUUUUAUUGCAAACCACUAAAUAUUAUGUUAAUUAUACGAUUAAAGUUGACAAUGAUGUCAAUAUACCAAUGCACAACUGAAGAGGAAAGUGACGAAAGCUCACUUUUAUUUCUGGGGACUGCGUGUGCACACAGUUUGUGUUUCUAACCGUACCGAUACCCCAUUUUUGUUACAGUUGCUUGGAUUAUUCUGAUCUUUCUUCCUGGGCACUUAUCUUCUUAUACUUAAAAAAAAAAAAGUAAAAAAAGUAUUUAGUCCUUUGUAAGGAAGUACAAAAGCUCACAGCAGAUAAUAAAUGAUAUUACCAGAUAUUGCGUUAUUUCUCAGUAAUUAUUGCAUUGUUAAGAGAUACUAUUGGGUUAUUUCCCAAUAAUUAUUUUUUACAUUUUUACUUGUUUUCAGCUCUUGAACAGUUGCAUAUUUCAAGUUAGCUAUAACAUUUGAUAAGUACUUAACACAACUAUAACACACUGGUAGUUUAUUAAGUGCAAUUAAAAUCUUUCCCAAUGUUGUCAAAUUGGCUGCCAUAUAGCAUUACUGAAUAAUUGCUGUUUUAGAUUUUUUUUAUAAAAACAGCCUUUGGCAAGGUUUC
Molecule: messenger RNA, 1859 nt
Organism: Acipenser ruthenus (sterlet)
Lineage: Eukaryota; Metazoa; Chordata; Actinopteri; Acipenseriformes; Acipenseridae
Product: UDP-GalNAc:beta-1,3-N-acetylgalactosaminyltransferase 1-like
Exons: 1
Coding region: 246-1262 (338 amino acids)
Cellular component (GO): membrane
Molecular function (GO): N-acetyl-beta-D-glucosaminide beta-(1,3)-galactosyltransferase activity
Source: RefSeq, a predicted model, not a curated record